Olea europaea var. sylvestris is the source of this 2387-nucleotide messenger RNA. RefSeq names its product GPI transamidase component PIG-S-like. The transcript is spliced from 13 exons. Gene Ontology annotation, cellular component: GPI-anchor transamidase complex. NCBI's taxonomy places the organism in Eukaryota, Viridiplantae, Streptophyta, Magnoliopsida, Lamiales, Oleaceae. The record is from RefSeq and is a predicted model, not a curated record. The coding region runs from base 246 to 2018 and encodes 590 amino acids. Gene Ontology annotation, biological process: attachment of GPI anchor to protein.
UAGCUUACAGGUUCAAAACGGAGGAGCCCACAAAACAUAAAUUUACUUAGUGGCAUCGCCGUCUGUGGGAGUCGAACCCACGACCACAUGGUUAAAAGCCAUGCGCUCCACCGGCUGAGCUAAGACGGCUUUUCUAUUGAUUUCUUCACGUAAUUAAAAACAUUAGAAACGUUACUCCCGGCCCCUACUCUAUUAAAAUCAAGCCUGCUAGUUCCAGUUCCAGUUCACCUGGGAAGGAUUCAGGGAUGGCGGAAAUCUCAGAAGCUCCUUCAACUUUGGAUCCGGACUUCGACCAGGAAAACAUGCGAAAAUCCAAACCCGGAUUGAAACGCCUCACUCUAUCCCUCGCUGUUCUCUUCUCUUUUCUCUUAGGUCUUCCAUUCUUGCUAAAAUCAAUAGAGAUUUACAGAUCGCCACUCCCAUUUCGCGAAAUUGAUGAUUUAUCCACCGCCUUUGAAUCUAGUCCAAUUCUCUUUCCUUGCCAUUUCAGAGCAGUAUUUGUCAAUUUUGACCCAAACUCCUAUACGGCUGAUCAAUUAUCGAUUUCGGUUCAAGCCCACAUGGCGAAAUUUGCUGCAAAAAAUUCCCUGGCUUGCGGAACUUGUGCUAGUAAUGUCACCGUCUCCGUAACCCUAGACUCUAACUCCAACUGCAUUAGCAAUGGGAAUAAUGUGGAUUGGAAAUGUGGGGCAUUGAAUGAAUUCAAAUUUGCCGAGAAACAUGAAGAUGGGCUAUUGGACGAGUAUUUGGCAUCUUUGUGUGAUAAUAAUAGUGGUGCGAAGGUUUAUACCGUGGUAGUGGUGAAGACAGAACAGGAGGAAGUGAGGGCAGUGGUGGGGAAGUAUCGCCAUGCGUGGAUUAUGGGUAGGAUUUUUGAGGAGGAGGCAAUAGAGAAGAUAGCGGAGAUUUUUGUUAACGUGUUUGUGAAUGGUGGGAAAGAGGAAGGAUUGAUUCAUGGGGAGUUUAUGCCGUUAGGGGCGGAUGGAAGAAUUGUUCUUUCAUUCAAUUUGUUGAAUGCUGAUCCACAUAAUUGGAUAUAUGAUUGGGAUUUCCAAGAGAUAGAUGAGAAUCUCUUGUCUCCUGUUAUUGACGCACUGAAACCUCUGGCAGAUGUUAGUGUGGAGAGUCAGGUUUUAUAUCACACUCCAAAGUCCUCAUUUUCUUUUUGGGAUGACAGGCUGGACAGCUAUAUUUUCAGUACCAAAGAUCUUCCUUUCUUUGUGAAUUCAAAUGAGUGGCAUUUGGAUACUUCAGUUGCAGCAGGCGGGCUAUCAAAAAUUUUGCAGUUUGUCGUGUAUGUUCCAUCUGCUAAAGAGUGCCCUCUUCAGUUGCAGCUUCCAAAUGGAGAGAUUUCCACAACAAAUGGCUUUAUAUCUCCAAUGUGGGGUGGAAUUGUUGUUUGGAAUCCUUCAGCCUGUUUGAUGGAUUCAAAAAUUAAGCAUCCUCUGAGAUAUAAGAUUUCUUCUGAGGAUUCAAGGAAGCUUUUUGAAGUUUUCAUGGGGCAGUUGCGGCAACUCUUUGGCUUGAAAUCUGAUGGUCUCUUUGUUGGUGCAUCAGGGACAUCCAUACUUUUAGCUAGUGAAAGAGGGUUUUCAGAAUGGGAAUUGGAUGUGUUGUCACGGCAGCACUCAUGUUUUAAUCUUCUUCAAUGUGGCACAACUUUAGGAUCACUUUCUCGAUUGGUUCAAUCACUUCCAAGAAUGAUCAUUAUGGAUGAUAUAGGAAAACAGGUGAAAUAUUCUCUUGAAGCUGCAAGAUUGACUUUAAGUAACGCGUCGCUCGGAAUUUAUGAUGCUUCUGCUGAGUCCUCAAGACAGGCAAGAUUAUUGGCAGAGGAUGCAUUUUAUCACCCAUCUAUGAUGUCUGUCAGCUAUUACUCAUUUGAGCACUGUUUUGCUGUUUACUCGCCCUUCUUUCUGCCAGUUUUGCUGCAUGUCCUUCUCGCGGUCCUUAGAGAAUGGAAAAGAUACAAGCAAGAAAGCAAAAAAUAUUAUGCAUGGAAAGCCAAAGUAAAAUAGCAUUCUAUUGUACUCGUUUGACACAGCGAAUCUCCCUGUCAGGAGGCAUCUGUUAUCAGGCAAGGCUUCUUUCUCAGUUGCUCGAGCUUAUUGCCUCUCUUUUAUCUCAUCCUAGCAAAGAGUGUCCUCAACAUGUUCACAACAUUUGACAACAAUUUUGUGUUACAAAGCUGUACCAUAUGUAGGUUGUAACUUAAGAUGUGUUGGGUUGUGAUUGUGAAAUCAUUAGCUGGUAAUUUGCGUACCGACCAUUGAAAUUGUUAGCCAUAGAUACUUCCAUGAAUUGUUCCUCGUUCCAUAUUUGGUUCCCACUUAUUAUGGAUGGUCUCUGUUUUUUUCUUACUUUAAUACGAUGGUGAUUUGUGGUAA